Messenger RNA from Aspergillus brunneoviolaceus CBS 621.78, 3304 nucleotides. RefSeq names its product DENN (AEX-3) domain protein. The record is from RefSeq and is a predicted model, not a curated record. Bases 462 to 3209 code for a protein of 915 amino acids. Gene Ontology annotation, cellular component: cytoplasmic vesicle. The transcript is spliced from 4 exons. Gene Ontology annotation, biological process: regulation of Rab protein signal transduction. NCBI's taxonomy places the organism in Eukaryota, Fungi, Ascomycota, Eurotiomycetes, Eurotiales, Aspergillaceae.
AUGUCUGACCUUUGAAAGACGUGCCUGUAUCGCCCGACCUGGGAAAUGUCCAUCAAUUGAGUGUGUGUGUGUGAGCAGUAGCUGUGACCGAAUUGUCCGAUCUCUCUUUAUCCGAGUCCAUCCACCCAUCCAACAACAUUAUUAUCACCAAUCGCCUGUUUCGCCCCCUGUUCGGUUGUUGUCUUUCCUUCGGCUUCACCUUCAUUCCCGACUGCUAGCAGUGCUAUCUUCAGCUCGUCCUUGGUCAUCUUCUCUACUCCAUUACGAGCUUUCAUUCCCUUGUUCCCAUCCGACUGCUCUGUUCCGUUCCUCUCAUUCCCGUCAGAUCUCUCAGAAUCCGUGGUUCGAGAAAACUUGCCACACCCAAAAAACAGGAUCACCCAGUUGACCUCGCACAUAUCCGAGGACCAAUUCGUCACUCUGCCGACACAAGUACAUAAACAAUCUCCCCGACCGUCAUUAUGGGCCCGUCUCUGAGAGACCCUGCGUCCUACGCCCGCCCAUCUACCCGCGAUCGGCCUUCAACGCGCGACCAAGGAGAAAACUCGCUGGUCGUCCCCAGUCGCACCUCCUCGCUUCACUCCCGCAUCACUCAACCAAUCCCAUCCCAGAUGAACUCGAAACCCGCCGCCCAACGGACCCCCAAGACUCUCACCCAUGCCUACAUGGUCUGCGGUGUGGGUCGCGAACCCUCUCAAUGGGUUCGCGCCCCCGCCCCCGCCCAGGGCAAGAUCGCCCACAUGAAGGGAGCCGUCAGUCAGUUCUGGUUGCCUGAGAUCCUCGGGAGCAGCCCCCGUUUGGAACAGGAUAACGAGAUCGCUAAGUCCUUGCAUGCGGCUAUGAGAGCUUGUUUCCCCCACGAUGUCGAGAUUUGCACCGGCAAGACCCAGCCUCACUGCGUGCACCAUGCUUUCGUCCUGCAACAAGAUUCCUCCCACACACUCUAUGGGAUUGCUUUGCGGGUCUGGUCUCGCGCCGACGAUAAACGCGCCGAAACCAUCCGAGAAUUGCGGAAGAAGACUGAGCAGGAUUUCUAUGACAACCCAGAGGAGACCUACUGGAUCCCCUACUGUCUGAGCUUCCUGUCUCGCUACCCUCUGUACGACCUUCUAGGCGACUACCUGCGUGGCAUGUGGAUUCAUUGGAAUAAGGCAACCAACUUGUUCCACGCGGAAGAAGUCUCGCGCAUCCUAAGCUUCCCCGCCCCUCGCCUCAACGACCUGGUUCGUAUUGACAUGAAGGACUAUGCGCUUUGCUACCAAUUUCCCUCGUCUCCCACAGGCUUCCAAAACUUCUCCAUGUGGCCCUUGUUCACGUGUCUGUCCAUUCCCAAUAUCGUUGGGGUCAUUGAGGCUGCUGUCUCACCCACCCGCCGGAUCAUCUUCGUCAGCCACUACCCGGCUAUGCUCACAAUGGCCGCUGAGACUAUCCGGUACUGCGUUCGCAUCUACGAAUGGAGCGGUCUCUAUGUGCCUAUGGUUCAUGCCCGUCAUGUCAAGGACUUGGUCCAGGAACCCGGUCCGUACAUUCUCGGUAUCACCGCUGAGUGCCGGUCUCUUUUCAACGCUCCUUCAGAUGCCUUGGUCAUCGAUCUCGACCGGAAUUUCGUCUUGACUUCGAGCCCACCGAGCGUCCUGAGUCCCGGUCAGCGCACGAAGUUCAUCAACCGAUUGACGCAGGCUCUCAAUGGCGAUGUCUCGCCGUCCGGGGUUCCCAAUCAUCUCCGCUCCGCCUACGCAGGUGGCAAGCUCAUCCCCGCUGGUCAGAUCAUUGUCAUGCGAGGGGAGGUGGAAAGUGUUCAGGAUCCCUCCUGGUGGAACCAAGAUGCGAUCAUGGGUGUCAUGGAUCAUGUGUGCGAGAAGCUGGGACGCAACACUGGCAUGAAGGCUAUCUUCGGUGGCUCAGUCAAGAAGCCUUUGAUGACAAAGGUCUCUAUGAGACAUCUGAACGAGAUUGUCCGCGAGAGAAACCAAUACUCCCGCGAUGCCAUGGAGGCCUGGCAAGAUUUCAUUAACUUGAAGGGUCGUAUGGACACGGAAUUGACCAAGGUCACGAAGCGCAACAACUUCUUGGUUGAGGAGUUGGAGACUUGGAAGCAACAGUUCCUCAAAUUCCAGGCGUUCGCCGAACAAUUGACCAAGGAGACCUCUGAGCUCAAGGUCAAGAUUGAGAAUCACAAGCGCGAAAACCGUCGUCUCACUGGUCUCAUUGACCAGCAGAAGGACGAUGUGGCUCGUCUCACACUGCGCCUGUCUGGUACAGAGAAGCAGCGCGACGAUGCACUUGAGGCGUUGGUUCUGCAACAAGAGAUUGCGGAGGAAUUGGAGCGUGAGCGGAAGCGUAACCAAAAGGAGCUCGCUUCCUUGCAACACAGCAACGCGUCUCUAGCUCGGCAGCGUGAUGAUGCGCAGCGGGUGGUCCUGCACCUUCGCAGCCUUAUCAAUGGCCAGACCCACCACAUGGAGCAUAUCGUUCGCUCGAUUGGCAGCUCUGCCGAACUGUCCGGGCUCGCUGAAAAGGAGACCUUUGAGGAGACCAAGGAGGACGAGGUCGAGACCCCUAGGGAACCUGCGAGCUCGCGCUCGUUUGCUACGGAGCCCGUAAAGGCUCCCAGCAGCGAGCCGAGCUCGGAUUUGGAGCAACAUCUCCUGAACAUCGGUAAAGGGCAUAAUCGUCUCGCGCGUUUAAGUAUAACUGAUGUUGCAGAUCGCUACCUGCGCGACAAGACCGAUGCCAUUUCGGACAUUAUCCGCAGCAUCAGCGAGCAGUGCGCCGCCGCCGUGGAAGGUCUGCAACUGGCACAGGAUGCGGAAGAGGAUGACAUUGAUGACCACGGUCGGACCACCCCGUCCGGUAACCGCCUGAUGCCCAGAACGCACGAUGGACUCUUGACUCCUGCGGGUAGCGAGAUGGGGGACGGUGACAACAACUCGUUGCACCCGAACGACCGCCAUUCGAGUGUUCCUCCAACACCGGACCUAGUCCACAACCGGUCCAGCACUUCGAUGUCAAUGAUCAGUAGCUCGACGUUCCCGGAGAGAUCGAGUCAGCAGUAUGGGGUCAGUGAGAUCCCUACCCGGAUAGUCGAGGACAACGAUGAACGUGCCCAUGAGACGGCGGGCUUUGAUGAGCACUCUGAACCUGGCACUCUGUCGAAGCAGGCGAGCGAAGACCUCAUGCAGUCCAGCACUUCCAGAUUGGUCGUGUAAAAGUGCAUUGUCUCUGCGAUUCCCUGGUCCAACGAUCCGUGACAUGACAUCUGCUCUUAUACUGUUCCAACUGAUUCAGAGCGCAUUUCUAGCCA